AUGUCCGAAGCUGAUUUAUUACAACCAGGAAACGUUGUACGUGAUCGUUGGAAAGUGUUAAGCAAAAUUGGUGGUGGUGGUUUUGGUCAAAUAUACGAAGCAUUUGAUGUCGUAGCAAAAGAAAAUGUUGCACUUAAACUUGAAUCAGCAAAACAGCCUAAACAAGUACUUAAGAUGGAAGUUACUGUAUUACGACGACUUCAAGGCAAAGAUCAUGUGUGCAAGUUUCUAGGAGGUGGAACAAAUGAAAUGUAUAACUACGUUGUGAUGACAUUACAAGGAAAAAACUUAGCUGAAUUACGUCGUAGUCAAACACGACAAUAUUUUUCGUUAUCAACUUCGUUACGUGUUAGUGCUCAAAUAUUGAAUGCUAUUGAAUCUAUACAUUCUAUUGGCUUUCUUCAUCGUGAUAUUAAACCAUCAAAUUUUGCUAUGGGUCGAUUGCCGUUGACGUGUCGGAAAGUUUACAUGUUGGACUUUGGUUUAGCAAGAAAAUACACGAAUGCCGAAGGUAGUGUAAGAGCAGCGCGACCACAAGCUGGAUUUCGAGGAACAGUACGUUAUGCAUCGAUCAAUGCUCACAAAAACAAAGAAAUGAGUCGGCACGAUGAUCUAUGGAGUUUAUUUUAUAUGCUAGUUGAAUUUGUCACGGGACAACUACCGUGGAGACGGAUCAAAGAUAAAGAGCAAGUUGGUCAAAUGAAAGAAAAAUACGAUCAUUCCACAUUUUUGAAAAGUAUACCGACUGAAUUCAAACAAUUUCUUGAACAUGUCCAAUCACUUGAUUAUGUUGACAAGCCAAAUUAUGAAUUAUUAAAAAGUUUAUUUCAUCAAUCAAUAGUAAGACGCGGUAUCAAAGAAACGGAUCUGUUCGACUGGGAAAAGGACACUGAAGAUGGAGCAACAACGCCAAAUUCUACUACUUUACAAACUCAGCAACAGCAACAACAGAAAGAACCAACACAACCGAUUGUCAGCACAGUCAAUAAAGCAUCAGCAGAAAUGACUAAAGCCAUUAUGACAGAUCGUCCUAAUGGUGCCAAAGGAACAGACGCCGAUACGAUUGAUGAAAGAUGGAAACCUCCUCGAACAAAUAAUACAAGCGGCGGUACUUCCGACCAUUCACCCUUUUCACCUCGUCGUAGUAUACCAAGAAGUCUUGAUCGUGUUACUCGCAGGCCGUAUACAAGUGGAACAAUAGCAAAUAAUAAUUUAUCUAGUGGAACAAACACGGGUAUUCCAACAACCAAUAAUAAUGAAAAAGAUACUUCAUUAUCGAAAAAAACCGAUAAAGAAAAAAGUGCAAAUCAACAACAACGCCCACCAACAACAACCGAUAGUGGACGUGGAAGUGGACAAGAUUUAUGGAAAAGUACAACAAAUACAUCACCAUCACCGGCGCCAACGAACGCUGUUUCGGAAUCAUCACGUCGUACGAAAAAAUCAUCGACAUUCGAACCAAUCACACCGACUCAAACACCCCUUUCUACCGCUCAACAACAACGAUUAAUUAAACCAACUAAAGAAGAUUCACCAGGUUCACAGUCUUAUUCUGACUCGGGAAAACCUCGUGGUGCAACAACUGGUGCAUAUUCACGCACUGGUGGGAAUAGCGGUGGCGCUAUUUCAAAUCUGGCAAGAUCAAAUAUUCUAAAGAGUACAGAACGUCUUGAUCGAAACACUGAUUCGCAACAAAACCAAGAUGUAACACCAUUUAAUGAUGAGAAUAUGUAUACAGGAGCGUCGAAUGUGACGGCAACUGGGAAUAACGGACUCAGCAUUUAUAGUUCAGAACACGGUAAACCACCUAAAACUCCACGCUCUAUGAGGGCAACAACUACACCACAAGCUAUCAGCAGUCGAAGUGAUGUAGUACAACAAAGUUCAAGAAGAAAUCAUAGUAGUAAUAACGGAGAAUCAAAAGGUGGUGGCUUGGACAGUGAAGCAAUGUCGAUGCCAGCAGCCACAUUUGCAAUAAAAGCAGGUCCACAGACUGUGAUGUCCCAAUGGAUAGUUUCAUUCGAAGAUAAUUUAUCUGAAGGUAGUGAUAAUCAACAUAGUGCCAAAUGGGAAGAUGCACAAGAAAAAAUCGAUCAGUCUUCUCAUCUUCAACUACCACCGCCACAACCUACAACCUCUUCUCUUCCACAACAAUCCACUUCACCUCCGUCUUCACCUCCUGUUCAGAAUAAUAAGACUAAUAAUCUUAUUUUGUCAAAUACAGUAAAUCACUUGCCCUCAAGUACAGCCGGUGCAUUGAACAGUCAUUCAACACCACAAACACAUCAGCCUUUUGCUUAUGGCGGUCCGAACAGUACAAGUGGAAUUUUAUUAUCACAUCAAACACCAUCGACAAGACAGCAACAGCAACAACUGCAUCGAUCUAUAUUACGUGGCGAUGAACUUUACGAUGGGAAAGAAAAUAAAUUGGAAGAAGUAACCCCAAACACUCCACGUACGGACCAAUCCGAAAGCCUUCCAUUUGAAAGUUAUCGUGAUAACACCAAUAAUACUCCGCAACAAUGGCUAUCGUUAUCUCCAACUACUACGACACCUGACGGAACAACAAAUAUACUAUUACAGCAAAAUCAUUUUAUAAAUCGAAGUAACAAUCUGAAUGUAAAUAAUAAUCACUUAAACGAACAUUGUUUAUCUAACGAUGGAUUUGAACAACAACAUAGAACACAUAAAGAAUAUUCUAAUAACAAUGAACAACAACAACCACAGCAUUGUGUGAUCGAUUUAUCAUCUAAUACGGCGGCGCCUCCACUGUCUAUUCCUUCGAAUUUGCAACUGAACUAUACGGGUGAUGAUAAUAAUAAUAAUAAUAAUAAUAAUAAGACUCAGACUCUUUUCACAGACAUUUCUAAAUACUCUUCAUUUAUGGAUAGUACAGUACGUUUACCAUCACGAAAAUUCUUAGAUACUACGCCAACGAUGAUGAUGAAAUCUAAUUCUAAUUUAAUUCAGCAUACCAUAUCCACUACUUCUCCUUCUUCUCCUCAAAACUCUGACCAUAAUAAUGAUAAUAAUAAUAAUAAUAAUAAUAAUAAUAAUAAUAAAAAUCAAAUUCAUUCUUCUUUUACUUCACCUAUUCAACAACAAAUGCAGUAUAUUUCUAAUGGUGAAGCUCGAAUCGAUAAUCGGCAACAUUCGACUAAUGUAAAUUCUCCUACACCAUUAUUACCAGUGAAAAAACUAGUUGAUUAUUCUGUUCGAUGUUUACCAGCAGAUGAAAAUAGACCAUUAGUCACGUGCACAUCAAUCAUUCGUCCUCAUACAUCACGAUCAGCUUCAUCUUCAUCUUCCUCUUCUCUACCGUUUGACAAUCAGAGCAAUAUUGAAUCAUUCAAACCAGUAAUCAGUAAUAAUUUGACAAAUUAUUUUGUACCAGCACCAUUUGGUGGCACUCGUUUGAUUAUAAAUCAUGCAAAAUCAACUGAACAUUUAGAUCAUAAAAAUAGUAUCUAUCGAUCAACGAAUCAAGACUAUUUUCCAAAUGACAGUAUAGUUAAUUAUUCAACAUUUAUUAAACCACAGCAACAACAGUCAACAACCAUCGAUAAUAAUUCUCCAACAUCGAUAUUAAAAAAUCAUUUUAUACGUCGUCAUUCACAAUCAGCACAACAACAACAUUAUGGAAACCAUCAAGAAGAAAAUGAUGAUAGAAAUGAUGAUGAAGAAGAAGAAGAAAAAGAGAAGAAUAUCCUAAACGAUAACAACAAUUCCAAUUAUACUAAUCGACUAGCAAAUCUGCAUGUGAAUGGAAACGAUACUGUUAUAACGAUGAUGAAUGUAAAUAAUAAUAAUAAUAAUAAUAAUAAUACUAGUACGAACAUGAGCUUGUCUUUGCACGAUUUUGAUCAUCGAAAUAACUUGACUUCGAAUCAAGCGGCGAAAACGUUUGAUUCUGUUAUGACACCUUUGUCUCAUCGUGGUGACGAUUUUUAUAAAAAACUAAUGUUUUACGAGAAAAACGCAGCAAUAUCAUCUACAAAUGGCAGCGCUAUUUUAAAUGGCGGGUAUAAUCAAUCUUAUACUACAACGCCAUCUUCAACAAUAAUCAAUAAAUCGACAAGUGUUAGUACCGCUACAUCGUCGCCUAGACGUUCAUCAUUUCAACAAAUCACUAAUACACCUAUGUCAUUUUCACCUGUCGCGUCAAGUAAAAUAUUAUUAAAUGGAAUUAUUAACAAAGGAGGAUCAAUUAUAUCGAGUACAAUCGAUAAUAAAAUAGUAAAACCCAUAAGCACGACAAAUACAAGUCAAAAAACGAUAUCAGAUCAACAAAAACGCUUGCAUGCUAUGCAACGAAGUAAAUCUUACAAAGAUUUAGUAGAUGUUCCUGUAACUCAAACUUCACAAUUCCCAAAUCAAACAAAUAUUUAUCAGUCCUAUCAUAAACCAAAUCAACCAAGCUACUCGACAACGGCAACAUCAAACACAACUUUCACCACACCAUUGUCCACUUUCACUGCUCGUAGCAACACUAUAGAUACAAAUAGUAAUGAUUCGAAUCAUUUGUUUCCCUAUUACUCAUCGUCGUUCUAUUAUAAUAAUCAAAAUAAUGAUCCUGGUAGUGAUAUGUUACAUCAUUCAAUCAGUAGCAUGCUAGGAAGUGCAACAAAUUCAAACGGAAUGGUUCAAUCAACUAGCGAUCAACAACAACAACAUUUAGGACUCUCAGAAUUGAAUCGUCGACAACAAGCAUCCUCAACAAAUAUUUUGGACGAUGUAUCUUCUUCGAGUCUACUUAGUCAUACGCCCAAACCCCCACCAGGCAUACCAAAUCAAAAUCCCAGACCACGUCGUCACAAGGUUGAUAAUCGCUAUAAGGACAAAAGCCGUGAAGGUUCUCUUGAACGGUCACCAGUUAUUUAA
Didymodactylos carnosus is the source of this 4881-nucleotide messenger RNA. Lineage: Eukaryota; Metazoa; Rotifera; Eurotatoria; Philodinida; Philodinidae. The record is from the annotation of a GenBank genome assembly.